CCCUUCUUCCUCAUCACAUUCGACUAGCACAUCAUGGCUGUCGGCAAGAACAAGAAGCUUGGCAAGGGCCGCGGUCAGAAGAAGCGUGCCGUUGACCCGUUCACCCGCAAGGACUGGUACGACGUCAAGGCUCCCAUCUUCUUCGAGAACCGCAACGUCGGCAAGACCCUCGUCAACCGAUCUCAGGGUCUCAAGAACGCCAACGACGCUCUCAAGGGCCGCAUCAUCGAGUCCUCGCUCGCCGACCUCAACAAGGAUGACGAGCAGGCUUUCCGCAAGUUCCGCCUGCGCGUUGAGGAGGUUCAGGGCCGCACCUGCCUGACCAACUUCUACGGCAUGGACUUCACCUCGGACAAGCUCCGCUCUCUCGUCCGCAAGUGGCAGUCGCUCAUCGAGGCCCACGUCGACAUCAAGACGACCGACGGCUACCUCCUCCGCGUCUUCGUCAUCGGCUUCACCCGUCGCCGUGCGAACCAGGUCAAGAAGACCACUUACGCCAAGUCGUCUCAGCAGCGUCAGGUCCGCGCCCGCAUGACCGAGAUUGUGCAGCGCGAGGCUGGCUCUUGCGACCUCAAGGAGCUCGUCGCCAAGCUCAUCCCGGAGUCUAUGGGCCGUGAGAUCGAGAAGGCGUGCCAGAACAUCUUCCCGCUCAAGGACGUCUACUGCUACCGCACCAAGGUCCUCAAGGCCCCCAAGUUCGACGUAUCCAGGCUCCUCGAGCUUCACGGCGGUGCGGCCAACGUUGGCGCCGAGGACACUGGUGCCAAGGUCAAGAGCGGAGAGUUCAAGGAGCCCGAGGUCCUCGCCAGCGUCUAAGCAAGAAAAAAGCAUGACGACUUGAACC
Messenger RNA from Jaminaea rosea, 844 nucleotides. RefSeq names its product ribosomal protein S3Ae. Gene Ontology annotation, biological process: translation. Gene Ontology annotation, molecular function: structural constituent of ribosome. Lineage: Eukaryota; Fungi; Basidiomycota; Exobasidiomycetes; Microstromatales. The record is from RefSeq and is a predicted model, not a curated record. The coding region runs from base 34 to 816 and encodes 260 amino acids. Gene Ontology annotation, cellular component: ribosome; cytosol. The transcript is spliced from 2 exons.